AUGACUCUGACUGAGACGACCCCGCGACCACCACCACACCGCCACACCGCCCUCCCCCUGUCCGCGCGCUCGUCGCCGCUCUCCCCCGUUCGCCGCAGCGCGCCACUCACACCCGUCAUCCCGCACACUCCGCCACACGUCACCCCCUUCCAUUCCCACCUCCCCGCCAUGACCGACAUGCCGCUGAUCGGCUCCGCCGUCAAGUCUGCCGGCCGCCGGCACGCCACUCGCGCUUCGUCGUCGUCCGCGCACUCCCACCCUCCCGCGCUCGACCCCACCUCCCCGGACCACCCGCCCAUCCCGCCCCCCUCCGCUGCCUCCUCCGCGCUCGCGUCGUGCGCGUCACUUCUCCGCUUCACUCUACCCGCCAGGCCCGCGUCUCUCCCCUCCACGCCCGCCGCCGCCAGCAGCGGCAGCAGCGCCACCCACGCGCACGGCGGCGCGCACGGCGGCGGCGGCGCGAACGGGUGGACGGUGUGCGGGUGGCGGGUGUCGCCGCGAUUGGUGGCGUCUCUUGCGCUCCUGUCGCUCACGACGAAGCUCUGCGGCUUUCUGCUCCUCACCUACUUCCUCGCCUCCCGCCCCUCCCCACCGCACAGCACCGCCUCCGGGGCUGCUCCGGGUGCACCAGGUUCGGCAGUAGCCGCAGGCUCAGGGAACGGCGGUUCGGGUGCCAGCGCGGGCGAGGUUGUGCGACUAGGUUCGGAAUUGGCGGUGCAGGCAGGAGCGUCUAGGGAAUCGCGUGGGGUGGUGCGAGUGAACGCGCAGGGCGUGUGCUCGCCUGCCUGGCGGGAGCAAGUCAGGCAGCACUUUGGCGCAGGGGGGAGAGGGGAGGGGGAGGCGGCAGCGAGGGAGCGGGAGGGGCGUGGUGAGAGGGGUGGGGGUGGUGAGCGGGAAGGGGCGCGGUUGGGGAGAAGAGAUGGGGCGGAUGGCAGGAGGUUACUGGCGGAUGGGAGGCGUGAGGAGGGGGGGGAGUGGAAAGGGGAGGAGGUGGGGAGGGUGGUGGAGGGGAUGAUGGGGCGGCUGUGUGACGAGGGCCUGCCGUUGGCAACUGCGCUGUUCGGUGUGAACCACUCCACACAUGCCACCGUGCACCUGGCAUGCACGGAUGCCACUGCCUCCUCCUUCCCCUCCUCCUCCCCACCACCCACCACCUUCCUGUACGCAGCAGCAGUGCCAGAGCAGCUCAGCAAGGCCAAAGCCCACCUGGUGGAGCUCGCCGCACUGGCACGGCGCUUCAACCGCACGCUCAUAGUGCCGCGCGUGGGCCACAGCCGCGUGGACUUCACGCGCCGCUUGCCCUUCUGCGCCUACUUUGACGCGCCUGCGCUGCAGCGCUGCGGCGUGCACUGGGUCACGGAGGACUGGUUUGUGGAGUACGUGCGGAGGCGAGAUGUUGCCGCUCUGGCGUCCUCGGCUCACGCCUCGGUCGUGAUGGCGGGGUCCGUGGGUCGCGACCGCGCCUUGGAGGCAACCGCGGAGAGCGCUCAGCCCGUUGCGCCGCCGAACCCAGAGCCUGCGCCUCAGCGUCCCCAAGUGCAAGCCCGUCCUGCUGCGUCGGCGCCCGUGCGCCGUCUCGAGCGCGGGUUGUCUCUUCCGCUGCGCGGGGGGGAUCUCGCGGCGGAGGUGGGAGGAAUAUCAGCGGGAGCUUCGGGACCGCGACCGCCGCUACCGCUCUCCUCAGAGGUCGCCGGAAAAACACUCCCCGCGGCAGCGAUCCCCCCAUCAGUGGCCGCAGCGCCGUCGCCUCCGCGUCGGGGUCGCGGUGCUCACGCGGGCCGUUGGGAGUCUCGUCGCAGGGAGCCCUCCCAGCCCCGUCCUCAGUCGGCUGGCUCUGGCGGACGUCGUGGGUGGAGGAAUGGUUUUGCGCGCAGCGGGGGUAGUCGCGGUCAAGGCACUGCGGCUGACCGCGCGGGGAAUAUGGUGGCGGAAGCAGUGCGAGAGGUGCAAGCGGCGGGGGCAGCGGCUCACGUUCAUGUGUCUGUGAACACUGAGCCCCCCGCCAGUUCCAUUGCGGGUGAUGCGGCUCCGCUGCGCCCGCCGACAUUGCGGGAGUAUCUGCCAGCUGCAGCGGCGAGGGGGCCAUUCCGCGGACGUCGCCUAGCUCCUGGCUUCCCGGCUCCUCACAAUUCGUUGGGCUACGGUCCGGGCCAGAUGGUGGCGUUUCCGCCGCGUGGAGUUCCGGCUGCACCUCUCCCCAGCCGCGCGGGGAGAGACCCCACGCUGAGUAUGUGCCGGAUGUGGAAUUUGGCGGGGGCGGCUGAGGGGGUGGCGAGCCUGCAGCUGGCGGCGUGUGAGGCCAUGCGUCACACACCGAGCAGUUUUGCUCAAGGGCCCCAAGGACAGUGCGUCGCCUGGGCAGGAGAGAUUGUCCCCCUUUUAUCGCCCGUGUCGGAUGCGCCCGCCGGGGUAGCGCCCUUAGCCCGUACAUUCCCCCGCCUCGCUCUUGAUCUUCACGCCGCUGCUCAGCACGGGACCCCUGUUGACACUCUUCGCUUCUCGGCGGAGCUUCUUCACGCGAUGGCGGGGUGCCUUCUCGCGAUGCUUGAGGCGGAGGGGGCUGGCCUGUACACGCAGUAG
Messenger RNA from Closterium sp. NIES-65, 2580 nucleotides. The record is from the annotation of a GenBank genome assembly. NCBI's taxonomy places the organism in Eukaryota, Viridiplantae, Streptophyta, Zygnematophyceae, Desmidiales, Closteriaceae.